AUGGCGACACCGGCGAUGAGCAACAUAUGCGCCAACUUUGAAGAAGUCGGGCAGGCUUUCGCGCAGCACUACUACCAACAAUUCGACGGCGACCGAUCGCAACUCGGCCCUUUAUACAACGAAACGCACUCCAUGCUGAACUUUGAACACUCCGCCUCCCGCCCGGGGCAGUUUAAAGGCGCCCAAUCCAUAGUCGAAAAAUUAGUCUCUUUACCGUUCCAAAGAGUCCAACACCAAGUGGUGACCAUCGAUACGCAACCGACGCCGAACGGCGGCGUGUUGGUGUUCGUGUGCGGGAACUUACUGAUUGACAGCGAAACGCAACCGCAGAAGUUUGCGCAGACGUUCCAGCUGAUGCCGACGGAUUCGGUCGGGUUACCCGCGGGGAGUUAUUUUAUAUUCAACGACGUCUUUCGCCUGAACGUCGGUUAA
Messenger RNA from Bathycoccus prasinos, 432 nucleotides. RefSeq names its product nuclear transport factor 2. Lineage: Eukaryota; Viridiplantae; Chlorophyta; Mamiellophyceae; Mamiellales; Bathycoccaceae. The transcript has 2 exons. Gene Ontology annotation, cellular component: nuclear pore central transport channel. The record is from RefSeq and is a predicted model, not a curated record. Bases 1 to 432 code for a protein of 143 amino acids. Gene Ontology annotation, biological process: protein import into nucleus.